GGAAUUCACACUCGCGAGAUCGCCAUGGCAGUACAAGGCCCCGGAAGUAGCCAGUCCUGCCAAAUACGGUGGCAGCGGCCGCCACACAGACGUUUGGAGUUUGGCGUGCGUCAUGGUUUUCAUGCUACAAGGAAAAGCACCAGUCUUCCGGCACACAUCCGGAAAGCGUACCGUGGAGGCGGAAUCCGAUGCGGAUGUGCAGAGGGCGCUGGCGGUUGGGGUUGGGCCAUACAUCGCCGAGAACUUUCAGCGGAGUUACGAGGACGAAGAAGAUUUUUUGAAGCUGACAAGAGAACUACUACAACGCAUUUUCGUCGCCCAUAAAGACCGGCGAUUGACCCUUGAUACCGUGAACAGCUUGUAUUUGCACUUUAUUGAUUACAUUCCAGAAAUUCAGAUGAAUGGAAGCGGACCUACAAGUUCUCCAAUUUCCGAAAUUAAUGACUUACCGGAUUUAGGACCGGAUGGCGCAAAACUAGUGCCAGAUAUUGUUAAAUUGGGAGAACAUGGCGUGGAAAGAGUACUUGGGAGUUCAUGCUGCUAUAAGUACACAUCACGAGUUGACAAACUGGGACAAGGAACUUAUGGCAGUGUUUUCAAGGCCGUGAUUACCAAUCCUGCUGAUGUCGCAGGCCUAACGACUGUAGCUGUCAAGGAGAUUUUUGUUCAGCAAAUCGAGGAUUGUGGGCUUUCAAAGAGCACUUUAAAUGCGGAAAGGUGGAAGCACCUGUUACUACUGAAACAUGAGAAUAUUGUCCGGUACCAUAAGAUUAGCAUCUUUAAAACCCGCAACGGCACAGCGAUUGAGCUGGUAAUGGACUACAUUCCAGGCGGAGAUUUGGCCAAAUAUGUAGCUAGUCGCAGACUCGCAGGAAAUCUGGCCAGGAACUUUCAUUGAAAGCCGUCGUCCACUUUGCACGUCAAAUCUCUAGAGGAUUGUCAUAUCUGCACUCCAUAAACGUCAUACAUGGGGACCUGAAG
Molecule: messenger RNA, 981 nt
Organism: Paramacrobiotus metropolitanus
Lineage: Eukaryota; Metazoa; Tardigrada; Eutardigrada; Parachela; Macrobiotidae
Exons: 3
Coding region: 113-898 (261 amino acids)
Biological process (GO): autophagy; peptidyl-serine phosphorylation; protein autophosphorylation
Cellular component (GO): cytoplasm; autophagosome
Molecular function (GO): protein serine/threonine kinase activity; ATP binding
Source: RefSeq, a predicted model, not a curated record